Zophobas morio is the source of this 2997-nucleotide messenger RNA. RefSeq names its product integrin alpha-4-like. The record is from RefSeq and is a predicted model, not a curated record. Bases 52 to 2850 code for a protein of 932 amino acids. Gene Ontology annotation, cellular component: external side of plasma membrane; integrin complex. The transcript is spliced from 20 exons. Lineage: Eukaryota; Metazoa; Arthropoda; Insecta; Coleoptera; Tenebrionidae. Gene Ontology annotation, molecular function: integrin binding. Gene Ontology annotation, biological process: cell-matrix adhesion; cell-cell adhesion; integrin-mediated signaling pathway.
CAUAUCCUCAAGAGCAGUGGUGGCGUCUCUGUAAUUAUAACAACAGCAAAAAUGUUAAAGUUUUUGGUUUUCUUGGUUUUGUGUAACACUGAUGCACUUUCUUUUCUGAUUGAUUAUCCUUCAACAAAAAUGUUAACAAUUAAUGAAACGAAUUCGUAUUUUGGAUAUUCCAUCCUUCUGCAAAAGGGAAAUCGAGGCGUUGCAAUUAUUGGAGCACCAAGGAAAAGGCAUGGCAGUGAAGUUAGAGGGUCCGUAUUUAAAUGCGAUUUACUUUAUUUGCGCUGUAGUGAAUAUAGCAGGAUUAUGAAGGAAAAAGGCAUAUACCCUCGUAAUCGUACUGGAGAUUUUUUAGGGUCAGUUUUAGAUGGAGAUGAAAUUACUGGAGGAAAAUUCUUUACAUGUGCCCCUAAAUUUAUCAUAGAUUACCGCGGAGAUUAUUACCUUAACGGAAGAUGCUUUUAUGUUAGCAGUUCCUCCGUUACAAACGAAGUAGCCAGAACAGUACUACCUCUGAAUUCGGAACGUCAAAUUUCUUCUGCUCCUAAUCUAUAUUAUGAUGCUGCCUUUGGUGAAUCGGGUUUCGACAUUGCUUAUAUAAAAGAUAAAAAUAUAUUACUGACGGGAGCUCCUGGAAAAUCUCAGUGGAAUGGUGCACUGGUUCGAACUAGUUUGGUUUCUUACACAAGCAAAGUAUUUUCUAAUGAACGCGAGUGGGACCCAGACAGCUUUUUUGGAUAUGCAGUGGCAUGGGGUAAAUUUAUCAUAAAUUCUCCAACUAUAUGGUACGUGUCUGGUAGUCCUCGAGCAACGGAGCUAAAAGGAAAAGUGGUUUUCUAUGAAGAAAAUAGGCGUUUGAAAAACACUUACUUAUUAGGGGAACAAUAUGGAUCAUAUUUCGGUGCGUCCUUGUUGGUGAUUCAUAAAAACCAAGGAGGAGACGACAUUUUGGUUGGCGCUCCACUAUAUCCUGGAAAUUCUUGGGACGAAGGUUGCGUUUAUUAUUAUAAAAAUAGAAACGAUGGCACAUUUUAUCCACCGAUUAAAUUAUCAAAUAAAAAAUCUGCGUCGAGAUUUGGUACUACUUUAGCGAAAACUGGUGACAUGGAUUUGGACGGGUUUACUGACUGCGCAAUUGCUGCACCAUAUGAAGACGACGGUGUAGGAGCUGUUUAUAUAUAUUUUGGAACACACACCGGAUUUGUUAAUGACCAGUUUCUCCGUAUUAGUCCUUCAGAUUUUGCAACGGUUUAUCCUAAAACUGUUAUCAAGGGUUUUGGUGUGGGUAUUUCCAAUGGCAAUGACAUAAACAACGAUAAACAUAAUGAUCUCGCAAUUGGCGCUUACCAAAGCGGACAAGUCUUUUAUUUCACCACGAAACAAAUUUUCGAUGUUACAAUGAAUAUGACGUCCAGUAUGAAAAUAUUGUACACUUCGACCACAAAUUUCUCAGUAACUUACUGCAUUAAGUUCACAUUUCGAAACGGAGACAGAAAUAAGAUGUUGUCUUUUUUCACUCGAGUGAUAUUGGACGACGACAGAAUUUUAAAUAGGCAAAAUAUCACUAAAAUUACCACCACGAAAGCACAUGAUGUUCAUUGUACGACUCAAGAAGUACUUCUAAAAAAAGAUCAUUUAAAUGUGGACCCACUUAUUAUUCCUUACGGAUACAGAUUAGAUGAAUCUCAGGACCAGUUGACAGAAGACACUUUUAGCGUCCCGGUUUCUUAUGAAUGUGGUGAAGACAAUAUAUGCCAGACAAAUCUGACUAUAAAAUCACUAGGAACCAGUGUAUCAAAAGUUAUUUUUGGAAUAAAUAACGAAGCUAAAGUGAAUGUCGAAGUUUCCAAUUUCGGUGAAUCAGCUUAUCAAACCAAAUUGUAUUUGAAGGUCCUGCCGGAAGUGAGCUUGAUUAAUCUGAGGGAAUGUGAUUUCGAGAACGGAAGUUAUGUGUGUUUAGUCGCUCGGGUGUUAAACGGAAAAGUUAAAAAAAGUUUCUUGUUUGACUUGGCAAAUCUGACACCCAACUAUAAAGAAAUACCAAUUCAUUUUAAAGUGGAAAGCGUUGGAAACGAUGCAGACUUGUCUGACAAUGAGCUACAAGUAACCAUUCCUGUUAAUUUUCAAAAUAAUCCUUACUUAGACAGUCGAUCGCUGCCCGAGAAAGUCUUCCUUAACAAAUCAGAAGAGAUUUUAAAAAUUACACACACGUUUUUAGUGGGUAAUCAAGGCCCGAGUCCACUAAAUCUCAGUUUAACUAUACUUGUUCCACAAGUAAACGUAUCAGGAAUUGAUAUCCUUGAAAUCAAAAGCACCGACGGUACCGUAAAUGGCAUCGAAAGUGAUUGUAAGUUUUCUAAGAAAGAAGUUUUAAAUGCAACAAACAUAGUGAAGUUGCAAGUAGAAAAUGAUACGAAAGUUCUAAGUUGUGUGGAAUCUUUACAAAAUUGUGUUAGCAUUGUAUGCAAAGGAGCUUAUGUGCCAAAAUCUAACAAAAAUGCAGCUUUUACUUUAAAACUGACAUUGCAUAUUAAACCAACAGUGAAAUUUCUGGACAAUGUAAAUAAGUUAGUCUUGAUGUCAAGUGCUCUAUUUAGCAACGACACAACGCAGUUUUAUACAACUGCUUCGACAUACCUUUAUACUGUACCUAAUAUCAUAAUCAGUAUGCCUUUAUGGAUCUAUCUAGUUUCUGUUAUUGUAGGAGUCAUCUUGUUGAUGUUACUAAUUUUUACUUUAUAUAAAUGUAACUUUUUCAAACGCACUUAUAAAGAAAUGAUCGAGAAUGAACAGACACCAGAAAAUAUGGAACAAAGGGAGAUAUUACAAGAGGAAGAGGAACAGGAAAUAUAGACUUUUGUUUCUUGGAAUUGUUAUCGAAUGAAGUAUUCAUAAAUAGAGAGCGAUGUGGUUCUAAUUAUUUUUUUAAACGUACGCUAGAUGGCAACUUUAGAAAUUAUUAUAUGGCGAUCACAAUAUGAAUAAAAUACUCAUUUUUUU